This is a messenger RNA of Mya arenaria, 1343 nucleotides long. RefSeq names its product alpha-1A adrenergic receptor-like. Lineage: Eukaryota; Metazoa; Mollusca; Bivalvia; Myida; Myidae. Gene Ontology annotation, molecular function: G protein-coupled peptide receptor activity. Gene Ontology annotation, cellular component: membrane. Bases 105 to 1343 code for a protein of 412 amino acids. The transcript has a single exon. The record is from RefSeq and is a predicted model, not a curated record. Gene Ontology annotation, biological process: neuropeptide signaling pathway.
ACAAUUGUGAUAGGUGGAGUUAUCUGUCGUCGCAUAUUGGAACAGUACUAGCAAUUCAAGAACAUGUGUUCAAUAAGUAACUGUUAAACAUUUCAUCGAACAAAAUGUACAGUAACAUUGAUCUUUGCUUGGGUGCAAUGGCAAACGCAUCUAACAUCAGUGAACUGUUGUGCUGGGGCGUGAAUGGAACAUACGACGUUUAUUUGAAUUUUGGAGAUACUAUUAACAGAAAUAAUACGUCGCAAACUUUAUUGGACGAAUUAAACGAUCGAGACGCAGCCACGCUUUUACCAUUAACUAUACUCCUCGGUGUGUUUGGAAUAGUUGGAAUAGUUGGGAAUAUAUUUGUGUUCAUCGUAUAUGGUUGCGGCAAGGAAUUUAAGGACAGAAAAUUCAGGUACUUUGUGUUAUCCUUGGCUUGUAUAAACUUUCUGACUUGCUUAACAUUAAUACCAGCCGAAAUUCUUAAGCACCGGAAUUAUUUCAAUUUUACGGAACGUUACUUUUGCAAGAUAAAAUGCUCCAUGAAUGUAUUCGCGGCCUCCGGGGCCUCAUAUUGCAUGACGCUGGUGGCCGUUGACAGGUACAUAUUAACCUGUCGUCCCGUGUUAUGUAACAAAGUGCCUAAGGUUUCAAAUGACUGGGCCAGGCGUCUGUGUUUAAUAAUGUUACUGAUGGCUGUUCUAACUUCAAUACCCGCGGCGGUGUUAUGUGGAAUAACGUCUGAUGUUAUUACUGACGUUCGCGGAUACCUUGCCGCUGACAUAUACGCUUGUGAAAUUGAACCGUAUUUUGAGGACGGGAUAGCACGUUAUGUAUACAGGAUAAGUCUAUGUGCCAUACAGAUUCUUGUUAGCUUGGUGAUGAUAGUCUUGUACGCGAAAAUUGGCCACACGGUAUCCCGAGCCAUGCAUAUCCGUGAAGACACGGACCAAGAGAUUAUCGAGAUGUACGACUACCGCGCCCACGUUGGGCCACGACCCAGGGCUAGUAGACACCAGCUCGUAGCGCCUGCGUACGGACAGAACAAUGAUGAAUACCACCACCAUCAUCAUCAUCACCACCACCACAUUCCGAACAAUAUUAAACUGUUAUUUAUUGUCACUAUUGUGUUUAUUGCGACGUAUUUGAUAUACUUAUCGCUCUCCUGGAUAGAUCAGAAACACUUGUCACAGACUCAGUUCUUGGUAUUUUCCAUGUUUUAUAGGAGUUACUUUGUUCACAGUAUCAUAAACCCAAUACUCUAUCUGAAAAUGGAUAAACAUUUCAGGGAACGAUGUAGGAGUUUUAUGAAGAAACUUUUCUGUAUUGAAACAUUUAGAACAUUAUGUCACAAAUAUUAA